CUGGAGCUUACAACUCCAAUAGUUGUUGUCUUUGAUACAAAACGCAUGGGCGGGGGCGUCCUUGCUUUUUUACAUGAAAAACUGCCUGCCCGUGUCAAGUUCUUACUCCGCACUAAAUACUACCUCCCAACAUGCGGCUGUCUGCUUUUCGUGCGCGCGUCGCGUCUUUCUACGAGAACCACCCAAAUGGUGCGCCGCUGCUCUUGGGUGUGGGGUUAUACGGUGUUACGGACGUCGCGGCCAACCGUCUCGAGCACCUGUUCAUGCACGACAAGCCUUGGAACCCGUGCCGCACCCUUGGCGUGAUGAGCGCCGCGCCUGUUUGCACGGGAUGUCUCGUGCAGGCCUACCGACUAGCCGAUCGCCUAUUCGACGUCACAAGUGGCCUGCAAGACCGUCGCACGAUGGGCGCGACGGCUGUUGCACGCAAUACGCCUCAAGAACAACUUCUACAUGGGAUGAACACAAAUAAACACGUCACGGCACCGCCUGCGGCAUCUACUUCAGCGACGGACGCGGCGGCCGGGAGCAGCACCAGCAGCCGUCGUGUAAGAUCAAGUGCAAAAUCCGUGGACUUUCGUGUUCUGGGAAAGAAGGUUUUGUUUAUGCAGCUCGCGUGGACUCCUUUGAGCAUUUGGCUGUUCGUGACCUGUAGCACGACCGCGCACCUCACCUGGGAGGUGAUCUGGGAGAGGUUUUUGUGGCCCAAAUACCUCGCGCUUUUUCCCACAAGCUCGGCUGGACGCGCGGCACUGCGAAACGCUGUCACGCCCGCGGCAAGAACGCCGGCGUGUUUACAGAAAGUUCAUGCAACUUCUGGCUUUGGGGUUGAAGAACGAGGUGUGGACCAAGAGGACGGCGAGGAGGAUGUUGAUGGCAAGAGAACCAGUGGCCACAUUCCGCGCGGCGCCCCAGUGGACGACGACCCGUACGAUCAUGUGGGUCUGCAACUGCAACCGCAAGUAGCCACCUUCAUGAACGCCCGCGAGCUUUCACGGCUAGAGGCUGACUUGGCGAAACUGUUUGGUGCCGCGACCCCAGUCUGUCGCGCAAGGCCAUCGAUGUCGGGCGAAACGACGUCCAGAUCUUUAGCAGAAGGUGACGACGACGAGGCUGCGCUAGUACGCUCGAGGGCCUCAGCCGGAGAGGAGGUUGUAGUCACUGUUUCUGUUUGUGCAGCGCUUGCCGCAGCGCAGAACCUCGAAGGCGGUAAGAGCAGUCGGAGUACAAUUCACAAGACCGCAGUCGAUGCUUCUGUUGAUUCACACCUUGCAGCACAAGGACACCAGAUUUCUUUCGCAGAGGCGGUUCGCACAGUUUUUUGGCUGUCCCAGUUCCGUUUUCGGGAGAAUUUUUGGGAGAUCUACCUUACCAGCUGGUGGGUCUGGCCGAUCUCGGAUUUUUUAAACUUCACGCUCAUUCAGCGUCUGUUUUCCCCGCAUUUUCGCGCCACUUGGGACGCCGGAGUCGGGCUGUUUUGGAACACGUAUCAGUGCCUAGUAACAUUCCGCACUAGCUCAGCGUUGGCGAUGCCUUAAAGGGGAUGUACCUUCGUUGCCAUGUUGCGUUCUGAAGGUAGAAAAAUGGAUUGCUUCUACUUUGUGUCGCUGUGAUGUCGACCUGAUGAUGUUUAUUUUCUUCGCAGUUGGCUCGAUUUCGGCCCGAUGCGAUUAUGGAUCCUUAGUAGUACGAAGUAGUACGUCUGGAAUCCAAUUUGUGUGAGCGAAGUCGGAAGUAGGUUAUUGGCUGUAAAGCCGCUCGUGGCAGCUCGUUUGCAUUCCGUGGGGUAUGGACACGCAUCCACGCGAAACGAAACGUGAUCCGCUUCAUUCCAUCACUUCACUCUCACUCCAUUCACCUCAUUCUCAGACCUAGCGGACGGAGAACGAUCUGUUUUUCCUUUCUUGCUCGUCUGUACCGAUGUCACUCAACAUCUCAUUUUCGUAAUCGUGAACGCUUGAACUUGAACACAGAUAAAAAGAUGCUGUUUAGAACGCUGACCGCUGAUCAGGAUGGAUAGAAACAGUUUUUCGUUGUUGUUCUGGAGUACUGAGACAGAGAGUGGGAGCAGCGUCAAUCAGGAGCACUCAAGAACCUGGAAUCUGAUCUUUGAGUACGGUUACAUGCUGCGAUCAAGCUUACGAAUUCAACCUCAAUGAAUUCACCUGUAGCUUCGUCAACUAACAAAAUGCCUGCUGACUUGCGGGCGGUAUAUUUUCAAUUUGGCCCGGGCCAAACGCAUUUCACUCUAACGAAAUGGGACGGCACCACUGAGCCGUUUGUCUCCGCUUAUCCUUUGUAUUUUGGAACGCACAGCAAUGACAUAACAGUUCUGGGAAAGAAAGUUAGACCCAUGCCGAGCGGCUUUCUGAUUUUCAGCGACGAACAUCAACAGCUGGCUAUUCCAAAAGACGAGGUGGAGACCGAGCCCGCGCCGAAGAAGCAAAAGAAAAAUUAGCUUCGACUUCCUGUUCUCAUUUCAUUGUCUCACAUCAAAAUGUCACCACCGACGCCGGACCUUGCCCCAGCGGACAAGUUGAUCUUGUUCAUGCUGCAGGACGAAAUCCUCACCCCAUUUCUCGUGGGGCUAGCCACCAUUCUGGUGCUCUCUGGAUGGGUGAAGCGCGUUUUCGUGGAACGCGAACACUAUGUGGGAAUCUGCGUUUUCUACGCGUCCUCGGCGUAUCGGUAUCAUACUUUCAGACUUCACUUCAUGUCAUUCACAGUGAUCAUGUUUUCAUUCAUUGUCACUUCACACAGAUUCAUCUCAAAAAUUAAUCGCAGGAUCUUCACCUUCCCCUGCAUCUUUCGCUUCACGUUCCAGUUGACCUGGUGCGAGGCCCUGCUCACCGGGUUCGCUUUUUACGCGCUCAUGCAGGGAGCGGAGAGCAACAGGCGCGCCCAAGGGGGAAUGAGCAACACAAAAAAGAUUUUCGUGCAGCUGCGCUCGAUCGUCGAGCUGUUCACGAAGCUGUUACAGCCGGCGAAGGUCAUCGCAGACACGGCGAAAGUCAUCGGAGAAGUGUACGAACGCAAGGUGUAUAAUCAGUGUCGUCUGUUGGGAAUUGUGUUGCACACGAACCCGUGGAUCGAACAUGACACCACUGCGCUAGAAGAAUUUUCAUGCGAUUAAAAAACAUUCACUUCAAAAGGUCCAGCAGUCCUUGGUGAGGUGCUCGGGCGAAAAGUCGGCGGAUGGUCGCACGCGUACCAUGAAGAAAAUUUUCUCGCGUGACCGCAACACCGUGACGGAAGAAAUCACCGAAGAUGGUGUGACAGCUGUCACCACGCGGAACACCACCGAACAAGAAAAAUUGUUCUACUAAGGCGUCGGGUGCUUUCAUUCGCUAGCGCCAAAGUGCUCAUGAUCUUCAAUCUACAAUUAUCAUUUCUUUCAUGGUUUUCACUUCACUAUCAUUAUGCGUUCUAAAUUUAUUGCUCGCCUAUCAGCUUAGCAAUUCUUUAGACUACCUACUCACUUUCACCUGCAGUUUCAGAUCAAAAUGUCACAACAAAGCGAGAAAGUUGAUAAAGAAAUGGCCAACAUGCUGGGCCGCCUGUGUCACAUUUCCGAUGUCGACAACAGAGCUUCUCUCCUUCUUAAUGCUAUCAAUGCGUCCGACAAAGACACGCUGGAGAAGAAAAAAGCGCGCGAAGAGUUCUUCAAAAAGCACGAGACUCCGUGCAAGAACUGCUUUUUGUCCGCGUACCCGAGGAAGGAGUGUGUGAGCACACUGCCCUGCUGGUUGAAUCAUGUCAAAGAGUUGAACAAGAUCAAAAAAUUGCGCGACAAGCAGGCACCCUCUUCUUCUUCUAGCUCAGCUUCCGCGUCUUCGUGCAAAGAUCACAAGAAAAUUUUCGAAGGCGAACACAAGUAAAAAUGACUGAAAACUCGGUGGCUGUGCGUGGCGUUACAACGGCCCCCGCACGCUGCCCGCGCUGCCCGAAGGAAAACGAGGUCAUCAUGCCCGAGUUACCCGCGGGUUUGCGCUAUGCAGUUUUGGAGUAUGAUACGAAGUGCACUUCGAGCGAGUUGCUGCUGCUGCAAAAAAUCAAAACUUUGUCGGGAAUUACCAAUCAGAUGGAUUUCAAGGUCUCGUUUUCUUAUCAUUUUCAAAAAAGAUUCAUGCAUGGUCAAAUAUUCACACAGCUCAACACUUCAAGCAUGUACCAAACACCAACUCACGCCAGGUGUGCAGCGCUUUAGUGUUCGGAGCGGCCACGUUGGUGAAUAUCGGGGACGUCUGCGAGCAGUUCGUGCGCUCCCGCGUGGAGCCGCACAUCCGCAUCGAAGCGUUCAAUCUCAUGAGCGAGCAGUUGGAUGGGUUCAUCCAACACACGCUGCAAGGAGCCCCGGCGAAUUUGCGGAUGCGGCACAUGUUGAUGGAGUUCAACGUGAUCCUCAUGCCCCCGUGCGCGAGUUUCAAGUUCUUCGUGCGGAGCAUGACCGAUGUCACGGCCAUCGGUCUGGGACUGCCGACAGGGUGGACCACCUUGAUCGGCCACACAAUCGACGGAAUGCCGCAGACGCAAGCAGUGAUCGCGACUGCGCCACGCGUGGCGUUGAACUGAAACUGCUAGACGGUUGUCACUCUCCAUUCACCAUUAGAACACUUCAGCUCCGUACUCAUUUCAAUUCGAAGGAGCAGUUUUGAAAAGGAAAAAGCAAUCAUUUCAGUACGAAAAAAAUUCGAUUCUAACAGCGACCAAUUAUCUGAAGUUGUGCUUCAACAUGUCUUGGGUUAAGAAAAACUUUGAUGUCACUGUGGUUAGCGAUACGGAUUCUACAAUAAACAGCAUUGGAGAAGAAGAAGUAGAAGAAAUUGUGUGGGUGAGCACUGAUGUUCAAGAAACCAAUAAUCCGUACCACAGUCGCUAUAUCACGCCUGAGUCGCUUGCUUUCUUCCACCAGCACUCGGACCGCAAUCCAUUCAUCGACCUGCUGAUCAAUCCGAUCGGCCAGUUCUCGCGUGACCACAUCAGUAUUUGGUUGUUGCACUAUCUGGAAGACAAACUCGAAAUCAUCUUACACCACAUCCAUUUCGUUUUAGAGCUGCACAAUCACCAACGCAUUUGUAAAGAGUUCUUCGAUCUGCUUGGUAUCGAUUACCCGGAAGUAGACAAGAUGGCAGCCGCAGUAGGGGGUCCCGCCGCAGCCAACACGCGGUUGGCCGACUACCCAUGCGCUUUUUGCCGGACCGAAAAACCGGAGAAGGGCAUUCAGUUCUGCUGCCUGCGGCGCCAAGGGUGCACCGCGGCGGCCUGCUACGACUGCGUGAAGAAAAGCGGAGUGGGAGCCUUUUCGUCCUGGAUGUCAAAAUUCAACAUGUACUCCGAUUAAAAUCAUGUCAUUUUCACCCCACACCAUGACAGUGCUUUUCAUUUUUGCACCACGGAAAUACGCAUCACAAGUUUCAAACACGUGUAAAACUUCACCACAGCCUCGACGAGACCCAGAACAUUUGCGCGGUGUGUAACGUUCAGGACGCCCAGGACCUCGCGGGGGUAGUCAAAAAGAAUUUGGCGGAAAGCAGCGGUGAUGCAAGCGUGAUCCCGUUGAUCGUGUCCGAAGUGAAGUGGUGCGCCAAACUGUCCGCGCUCGACCCCAAAGAACUAGUGGCGGGAUUGAAGGUAAAGCUGUGCCCUUCAUUUUCACUUUCAUCACUGAUGCAUGUUCACACACAUCACAAACUCACCUCAUUUAUCCAUUCGUCGUUUUCAACCCUUGUUUCAGGUUUUGAAGCGGCCGAAUUUUGAAAACACCGAUCACACCACCCGGAUGGACCCACAGACGGUGCUCGCGGCGGCGCAGGUCGAAGCGUCGGGUACGGUGUCCGCGUCGACCCGCAUCGCGAUCUCGGACUUGCAACGGAAAGCGAAUACCCAUUACAAAUGGAAGGUACAGCAUUUGCUUACCUCCAUUUCGGUAAUCGUCAGGAUGUCUGCUAUCAAUUUUUUCGAGGUGCAUGUCAAAUUUCAUCGGGAAUUCAACAUGAAAAUCUUCAUGCAAAAAUUGUUGUAGAGUCUGAUUUUGCCGACCAACGGUGGCUCGCUGCAGACCUGCAAGGACUACCUGGACAAAGUCAUUUUGUGCUACGGGGAGGACGAAGCGUGCAGUUUGCUCGCGGCAAAAUUUAAAUUUGCCAUUGAGUACUUAUUAGAGUGCCAUAAUAUGGCUGCACCCAAAUCCGAAAAACUCCACGGGAAGACCACCAUGAUCACCUUACCGGCAAACAUCAGCUUCGCCUGCUACUCGACAAUCAGGUAGUUUUCUGGUUGAUAAGUUAUGCAAUUUGUAAUGCGUACUCAUGAUUCUCAUUUCAUUUCAUUUCGCAUAAAAGUUCUUCACUCAAAUUCAUUUCGCCUCACAAUACAGGAGUUUUUGUAAGGAGGUGAAAUUCAGGGGCACCAUAACUCCGGCCAAGCGUGCGCUCUGGAAUUUAGAGUUUGCCCCGCGCUAUCUCAUGUGCGCGGCGAGCAAUAUCGCCACAGCCAGGCAGUUAAAAUCCAUGGUGUUCCACGAAAACAAGAACGACAAACCCAACAAGACCGCCAAUUCCGGCAGCGGCGGCGCGUCUUCGCAUGGCGAAAAGACCAACAAGGGUAUCACUAUCAACCACCUUCGAAUCACUUUCAUUCUUGCUUGCGUCACAAAUUCAUAUUUUCAGGCGAAACGCGCCGUCAUGUUUGUCAUGCAAAACACGCUCUUCAUUCUGAUACAUCUCGCCUUGCGCCGCAAAGUCUUGUCAUUGCAACCGCCCUCAGGUAGCAAGAACAAGGGUGGAGGCGGCGGUGGCGGCAUCGCGAACACGCACCAGGGCGGAAAGGGUGGCCACCAAGGUGGCGCCGCACAGGCUCCGUCGUACGUCGGUGUGGACCGCCACACGAACAAGGAAAUCGAUUCGAUCCUCACCACGGCAAUCUUAAAACAAGAUGCCCAGGCUGCGCAAGCAGCGCUGCAGCAGUGCUACAACAAAGACGAAAAAGCGACCAGCAAAUGGCUUGCGGGGGGAGCGAACAAGUGUAAGAGCUGUUUUUUAGCUGGCAGAGGAUACGCUACGCAUCAAAGUGGUUACAGUCACUGUAUCGCCGCGAAGAAUGAACGUGUUGUGGAGUGUGAAAUUUGUAAGGAGCGUGGUCGUUCAGGACAAUACCACUGGCGCGAGCAGUGUGAGUUCAAAGACUCAAACUACCGCACCAACAAGCGGCCCCGCACGUAAACAAAUUUACACGAAAUCUUAUGACAUUUUCAGACAAUAAGCUUCAUUUGGCUUCAUCAUCUGAAUCAAAAAACUUGCACUAAAGUCAAGGGAUUAUUAUCAGAGAUUACAGAAAAAAUUUACAACAGCUCAAUAACAAGCCUCGCCUUCAUUUUACCCAGCUGUACAGCAUCACAGAUUUGAGUGAACACGUGUUUCGCAGCUGCAAGCUGCGUCUCGAUUUCACGUCGCACGGUCGACGAUGAAAUGCAUGAGCAGUUUCUUAGUCGACAAAAAUAGCAAUUUACUUUAACACUGUCUUUGAAGAAAGAAAUGCACAGUGCGUCCCAUUUUAAAACGCCUCGGAAAGCAUCACUUUAGUACCUUCGCGCCUUGAAACUUUUGUCAGUUUCUUGAACGCGUCGUGCCGUCAUUUCAUCCGGAUGUUCUGCCGUCUUCAUGUUUUCAUUUUCAUUCGUUGUCAUGUUUCUUUUUCAUUCGUACAAACGUGUCUCGUACGCACUGGUCGUCGUGUUUCCGCUCCUAUUCUUGCCAUAGCAAAAUGCAAAAUGAGCGAGAAUGUGGAGCAAUUCUUGAGCGAAAGAAAGCAUAAGCUAUCAAGCAAAACUUACGAUUUCGUGAAGGCUGUUUUCAAUUAUACCCCAUGCAGAGAAGCCACCGUUGCUAGUGUCACAAUACAGCCAGACACCGGCUCGUCUGCCGCUGAGCGCGGCGUCACAGUGUGGACAGAGUGCUGCCCGGACAACAAAAAUUAGUCAGCUGCGGCAGCUUCCAAGUAGCCAAAUCCUUGGUAGCCGGCACGUACGACGCCAGCGGCGGCACGGGUGAAACUCCUUCGACAUCGCGAUACGAAGUGCGGAGCAUCGCCAAGCUCAACGCACUCCGGGGCACACUCAGAGUCGAGAGGUGGUAUCUCCGCAACGGUGUUUAUCGCGAGUACCUCGUCAGGAAUAAUCGCGACUACAACACCGAGCGCGAGCAGAAAGUAUCCAGCUCGCAAAAACAACUUCCAGCUUUUCGCCCAGUGUCGUUGUAGGGCCAGAUCUCGAUCGGAUUCGCCGCGACGCAGAGGCCUUCGAAGCUCGCGUGUUACAGCGGGCGGAAGAAGAGCAGCGGCGUGCGCACGCGGCAGCGGAAGCUGCAGCCCCGCUGCGACAGGCCGCCAACAUCGCACUCGUGGAAUCGACUGCGAAUUCGUUGCAGGAAGUGAAUCAACUACACUUCACACACGACCUCAUAAUCACAAACUCAUCAUCAUUAAAUUCUGCGUCAUCGUCAGCUGCUUCAUCAUCUUCACGCAGCGCAAGACAAAGUGCGGGUGCUUCGUCAAGCUCAGCUAGCAGCAGCACUGCUGGUGCUGCGCCACAGCUGCUGGGACCAAGAGACCCCGUCCUCGGCAAUCCCGCCACCAUCGUACUGGGCACCACCGGGGGAAACAACCAGUGCAACGGACUCCCCACCCUCUCUCAGGCCGAUCAGCUACAAGUGGUCCACCGGGCUGUAUGCAACCUGGCUGAACAGCGACGAAUUCGCGAAACUAACAGCGAGCAGUCCGAACCAUCAUCAAAACGAUCGAAGAGAGAUGUUCGAUCCUAGCAUGUUCUUCCGCAGGCCGGAGUUGAAGGAUCGACUCCGUCAGGAUCUACCAGCGGCGCAGCGCUCAGACGCAAAGCUGGCCGCUGCUGUCGCUUCACAAACCGCGAAGCAGCCGGUUCAGAGUGACAUGUUCGAUUUCUUGAACCAAAGCAGUGCGGCAGAGGAGCCAAAGCAACAACAACCGUUCGUAGACGUCGAGGCGGUCGCGAGGGAAGCCUACCUGAAGGGCAAAGCAGAUGCUAGGAAGAAAGCCGCUGCUGCCUCACCAGCCGCAAAGAAGUCCAAGCGCGAAGCAGGCGCGCAGUCCUCUUCAUCUUCGUUUGCACGAACGUCCGACGACGAGAUUCUGGAGGCCGCUCUUGACUCCGCUCUCGUCGAGCUGAACAAGAAGCAACUCGAAGAAAGGCAAGCGGUCCGCUCGCAAAUUGAAAUCAUGCACUACCGCCGCGACGCAGCGCAUGACGAGGAGGCUCACGAUGAUGGCGACGAUCUCGUCGACGUGGACGAGUACGUCAGUCGUGGUGUCAUCGCUCUCAGCGACCACAGCGAUGGAAGCGACGACGGCUUCACUUCUGACAGUGCCGUCGGAUCGGAAUUUCAUUCGUCCGCGGAGAACUCCGACACAGACGACAUUCAAAAAACGGUGCAGGAAAUUCUCGGGAAUUCAUCCCUGUCGACCGCCAACCAAAUUAAACUUCACCGAAAGGCAGACAAAUGGGACAAAUACUCAGGUGAUUCAUCAUCCCUAGAUUUGGUACUAUUUCCCGCUGCCUCCGACUUCUUCGACUCGCUACCAGUGGACAACAAGGUGCGCGAUGAGCUAGCAGAAGAGUUGGUCAUGGUGAACAACUCGUCAAUCGCAGCGUCAACCGCGAAAUCAUAUCAGCAGGCGCUGAGCCGCUACGUACCACUAAUUUGCGACUUCGUUGGUCGCGUGUUGUGGCCGGUGCAGAACGAGAUGGAGUGCAUCACCUUCUUCUGCGCUUUCACCAAAAUCAUGAAGAAAGAAGAAAACAGCCCGGCCAUCAAAGAAACGGACGGCAAAGUGCGAUGGGGCGCGUGCCUCACGUUAUCCGCAGCGAUAAACAUUUUCAACAGUAGCCGCCCGCACUUGUCGUCGUACAGUUGUUCUGACAAAUCAAAAUUUUUCUAUCGCGCAUGGCGGGGAUUGAAGCUGAACGCUUAUCACGCUGUCGCAGCAAAGAAGGUGAUCCCGGAUUUCUUCGAGAUUUCAGUAAUCAUCAGAAACCUGCAGAAGGAGUUCGACGCUGCAUUCGCGGGGGAAGUCGACAAUUGGGACAACCCCAAGUGGAUCUGUCAUCAGCAUUUUGACAAACGCAACUUUCUUGCAGCGGCGAUCAAGUUGCAAGUAGCCGUCAUCAUUUGCGUCGGUUAUUUCGGCGUGAGAAGAAACGACGAACUCCGCCAGUUCAACCGGAACGACUUCUCUAUGAAAGACGGGAUACCAACCUUCCACAUCAGGUGCAACUUUGUCAUUUAUCAUGCAAAAAUUCAUAACGCAUCCUCAUCGUACUGCGCACUGAAAUUCACAAUACCACUAUCAUUUUGUUCAGGUUCGCAAAAAACGACAAGUACGGUCGGGGUAGUUUUUGCGUCGUGCCGAAGAGCAUGGCGUCGCUCAUACAGAAGUGGACGAAAUUCAGUACGGCGCUCAUUCUGCAUCACAAAUCGACCGCGUACGCCGAAAGUCAUCCGUUCUUCGUGACCAUCGGCUUGAACAGAAUCCCGACCCGCGGCGAGAGGCUUGGGAAGGACCGCGUGCGACUGGACACGAAAAGCGCCUUCGUGAAUCACCGGAAAGCUAAUUUCGAAGGUUCAGUGUCGCUGCGUCACGGCGGCGCCACUUUCUAUCGACAGCAUGAUGCUAUCGGGAAAAUAGCAUAUCUCCAGGGUGGCUGGAGAAAUGCGGACAUGCUCGAUCAGAGAUAUGCUCCCAUCGAACCGUUGCAGCUCCACAAAAUCGUGGACAGCUUCGUCGAAAAAGAAGUACAACACGCCAGAGCAAUCACCACGCUACAACAGCUUGAGCGGGUGUGGGCGCUACCCCGCGAUGCUCGCGAGAAAAUUAAGCAGCCUACUCAGCUACAUAACAGUCUGCAAGAAGAAUACUUCACUAGCAACGACAUUCUGAAGUACGCACCGAAACUCGCAAACCAGUUGAACACGGGCGAAGUCAAUUUCUUCGCAUUUCCUCGCGUUGCAAAGAAACUCGGACUGAAUCCAUCUGCGGUGCGCAAGUGAACAUUAUUUCUUCGUAUCCUUUUUUCAAAUGAAAACGAUUCACCGUGGUCAUGCCACUGCUCGGAGGACAGUAGUUACCGGCGUCGUCGUCGUUUAACCUGUUCUCUCUGUUGUUGCCACGUCAACGGCCGAGCGCUUUCUCUGAGUGACGUCUUUUCAACAGCCGCAUCUGAGCGACCUCAAUUCAGCGAGCGUUUCGAGUGUAGGUCGGGAAAAAACAACGAGUACUCCCAUCAAAACCCACCGCGCCAAUCCCUCAUCUUCAUUUGUGAAACUCACAGCAAAAAGAUCUCAGAAUGCCAUUCCGCUCAUGCCUGACGCGGGCGCUUCCGGCGCACCUCGAGCACACAGCGCAUGAGAAGAGGUUAGGCUUGACACCCGCACCAAGGUACACCUUUGAAGAUUACCUUGCAGCAGGCCUCCCGACAUGUCCGGAGGACCUCCCAGGGUUCCUCAAGUCCCAGCCCGGCCCAACCGACCCGUGGCGCGAACAAGAAGACCAGCAUGCGCUUGAUGGUUUAACAUUCAACAUCUACAACGCUAUCCGCUGGGGUGUAAGCCCAGAUGUGGUCCGGGAGUGGUUCUCGGGCGUGUCUUUCACUUUCACCGACACGGAAUUUCAACCGACGCAGCAAAACAAUUACUCCGGUGCGGAAGAUAACCGCGAACAGUUUUUGAACGAAAUCUAUCGGUUCAAAACUGCGAAUAAGCUGGUGUUGUACGACUACAACGAGCUACGGCAGGACCAGAAGAAUCUAGUCUGGGACUUCAAAAAACAACAAGUCAUCUACCCAGCGGAUCUCACGCGGGCACCGUCCACCGUACUCAUGCAGAAGGGCGGCACGAAAGCACGGUUAGUCACCGACUGGUCGAACAAAGUCUCGCGCGUGAGUCAGUCCAUUUACAGCGAGCCAGUGGACUACAGCGGCUGGUGGCAGCUGCUCGAGCACGUCACUCCCAACUGCUACCUCACGGGAAUCGACCUGAAAGAUUGUUUCAGCCACUACAUGAUUGCCGCAUCGUGCCGACGACUGUUGGGCUGCUACACAGGCGACGACACGACGGGCGAAAUCGGAACACACUUAUAUGUUCCGUUUGGCGUAGGCCCUGCCCCGGGCAUCAAUGAUCGGUACAGUUUUGAUUUUCGUUAGCAUGACAAACUCGAUUCAUACCUCGCAUCAUCUUUCAAAAUUCAUGCAAGUCAUCUUUGUAAUCACCUCACAAACUCCACCCCGCAGUAUGGUCAAACACGCCUUGGAACUGGGAGUACAGUCGGGAAUUCUGGCGAAGCGUUUCGAUUAUGUCGAUGACAUAAGAAACAUAGUCACAUCCGACCCGUUGUCCUUCCAAGCCGCUGAGGACGAUUUGAGCCGGCAGUUCUACUUCCUGUCUAAUCUUGGCUUCGAUCUACAUGUCGUCGCGGGGAAACUCAUCAAACCAACCCGACACAUGCCGUGGCUGGGGUUCGAACUCCACACCGACACCAUGCGGCUGUACGUCGAAGAGGAACGACGGGUGAAGUACCACGAUUACUUGUGCGAAUUCAUGGACUACCUCAAGUCCCCCGAAUCCAACUACCGCUGCAAGGCAAAAGACCUCGCAAAAUGCGCUGGCAAGCUGCAGAGCAUCACUUUCGUAGUGAAUCGCGGCCCACUGCACGCCAUUCAGUACGACCUUAACAGCAGUGGGGUGUACAAGGUGUGGCAGAACAACCCGAAGCACAACCCCUGGAUCGAAGUCAGCUGGGCUUCAUUCGAGGAAGUGCGGUGGUGGCGCGACGUUCUCGCCCGAAAACCGUACGCGAAAGUUUACUACAAUGGCCACGCUUCGUUUCUUUGGCGCGCCGAAGUACUCGAGUUCGGGGAUGUAUUCAUCAGGUCGAUCGACCCUGACAUCCUCGUGGUCGUCUACGGUGAUGCCGCCACCACGGCGGGCUGGGGCGGGACGGUCAACGGCAUCGCGUACAAGGGCACGUGGCCCGAGCAGUUUCGCGACUGCGACAUCAACGGCCUGGAAUCACUGGCGCCGUUCUUCAUCAUCCACGAAGCCAGCGGGUGCGGUGAUGUCGACUUCACUGAUAAACUCGUGUUGUACUACACCGACAACCCGUGCGCGAAGCGGCUGUGCAACAAAGGCAGCUGCGCCUCACCGGAUUUACAUGCUGCGUCACUCAACAUUGCCGACAUGAUCGACAAACUGCGCAUAGAACUCGUGGCGGCAAAGUGCUACGGUGAUGAAAACACAGUCGCUGACGUACACUCACGCGACAGCCCCGAUGUGCGUUCCGACGAAAAAAAGCAGCGCGAUCAGCGGUUCUGCAAGAAAAAAGCAGUAAACUUCAACGAUCUCAAGGAGGGGUUUCGUGACAAGCUUUGCAGCCUGUACGACAACAACCCCGAAAAGCGUUUCAACAAAAGAUCAUGGGGCAUCAUCUCCAACAGGCUGCCCGGAUUAUCAGUAGAGGCUUUCUGUAGUAGUAGCUCCGACAACUUCGCCAGACUGGGAAAGAAGUUUCACCACUCGGAUCAAAUCUUCGUCAACUACGACGAGUUCGUGGAAAAGCGCAGUUGGUGGCUCCCGCCCACCACGGUGCUGUUCCCAGCGCUCAAGUACCUCCACAAGCUGCUACGAGGGACGCCGGAAACCGCGAGACCAAGAAUCGCGGUAGUGGUACAGAGCCUCGGCGGCAAAUUCGCUCAGUUGUUGCAACCCCUGCACCAGGUGUCCAAGUUUCAGUUCGGGUCGCAGUGCUUCGCACUCCCCAACGGGCAAGACUUGACCGCCGACGACGAUUACAUCAUCUACUCUUCCGUCCCGAUCAGCAUGUGGUCCCAGGAAAGAUUCCCGAAGUUGGACCUGCGCCCGCAGGUGACGAAGCUGAAAGAGGGCGCGAAGUUCAAGUUUCAGCUAGACCUUCUACACGGCGCCACAAGAGGUCAGUUUGGUCAUGGCAACGAAGAUUUGUUUUUGCACAUUGCAUGCACAUCCCCGAUCACCCAAGCAAAGGGCAUCGCAAAGGAUUUGUAUGCUAUCUUCCCUUCCGCUUCGAAAUAUCAUUUACCAGCCAAAGACAAGCCAUGCGGUUCAUUUGAGAUUUCAGGACGUGUUUGCAACAUUUACACAAUGUUUCGCAAGGGAAACCCACCGGCUGCUGAACCAAAUUCGUUCAAGACAAUUUGGGACGGCCACGCAACCGAUGAUGGGAAAGAAGCGCGUCUAUCCCUGUUUCGUCACAACAUGAACAACAUCUACAAUUACAUCAAGGAAGAGAACAAAAAGUCACUCACACCAAAGUGCCGCACAAUCGCCAUACCGAUGAACAUCGGCACUGGCUCCGCGGGCGGGUGCAAGUUCGAUUACGGUCGUGCUGUGUAUGAUUUCAAAACGAAAUGCAAAAAAAUGAGUGUCAAAGUAAGCCUGUAUCUUCCACCUGUCACCCGAUGAGCAUGAGUUUACACUUCAUACAAAUUCCUGGUUCCCGUUGCGAGACGCUCGCGCUCUCAUAGCCGGCCUCGCUCGCGUCUCGCCCCGCCUGUUCUAUUGUGGUAAAAUGGCAAAGCUCUCGACUCUCGUAAGAUCCGGCAAAAGAUCAACAUUUUCGCCCGCGAUCCUUCACGAGCAUAUCGGCUGUAGUUGGGGGCUAGUUUGACGUGCGGGCUCCAGGCAAUAUACUACUUCUGACGUAACGAUACAGAUUAUGGAUCCUUAGUAGUACGAAGUAGUACGUCUGGAAUCCAAUUUGUGUGAGCGAAGUCGGAAGUAGGUUAUUGGCUGUAAAGCCGCUCGUGGCAGCUCGUUUGCAUUCCGUGGGGUAUGGACACGCAUCCACGCUAAACGAAACGUGAUCCGCUUCAUUCCAUCACUUCACUCUCACUCCAUUCACCUCAUUCUCAGACCUAGCGGACGGAGAACGAUCUGUUUUUCCUUUCCCACCCUCCUCACCCUUCUCAUUCCAGGCCACAGGCCCACGUACUCAUCCGCCGCCUCCUCGGGCGGGAUACAAGUGCGUGGUUUGCCCUGUUCAUUUCAACUUCGUGAUCAUUUGUUAGAGUUCACUCCAACUUCACUCACACUCCCAGGCGUCACCUAGCCCCCUUCUCUCUAUGGCAAAGCUCUGCGCUCUCGACUCUCGUAAGAUCCGGCAAAAGAUCAACAUUUUCGCCCGCGAUCCUUCACGAGCAUAUCGGCUGUAGUUGGGGGCUAGUUUGACGUGCGGGCUCCAGGCAAUAUACUACUUCUGACGUAACGAUACAAAUGUAUGAUGAUACGAAAUCGAAAUGAGUUGAGCAAAUCGAAUCGAAGCCAAAGGAAAUAAGGAUAUAGUGACAAAAAUUAUAGCAGCACAAAUUCACGAGAGCUGGAGGACACCAAGUUUGUUAGUCAUAGCUCCGGUUUGUUCCGCACCGAGCGCGCUCCGUAUGAUGUGAAAAU
Molecule: messenger RNA, 15509 nt
Organism: Amoebophrya sp. A120
Lineage: Eukaryota; Dinophyceae; Syndiniales; Amoebophryaceae
Source: the annotation of a GenBank genome assembly